Medioppia subpectinata is the source of this 1765-nucleotide messenger RNA. Lineage: Eukaryota; Metazoa; Arthropoda; Arachnida; Sarcoptiformes; Oppiidae. The record is from the annotation of a GenBank genome assembly.
AGCAAAUGUUUAUGAGAAACACGUGUUUGUGUUAAAUGUCUGUUUGAAACAAACGUUUGAUUUUUUACAUUUAAUCGCUUUUAAUUGUGAAUCAAUUUUGACUGUAAUUUACGGUUAAAUUAUGGGCAAAAUCCGGAAGAAGGGAGAGAGGGGUUCGCGCGUGGCUUUCGUGACCAGAGGUCAGGCCACUCGUCGGCUACAACUGUCGCUCAAAGACUUCAGGCGUUUGUGUAUUCUUAAGGGCAUAUAUCCCGUCGAACCCAAGAACAAGAAAAAAGUGGACAAAACCGGCAGUUCUUCGCAUAAAACUUAUUAUCUCUUGAAAGACAUCCAGUAUUUAACGCACGAACCAAUCAUUUGGAGGUUUUGGGACUUUAAAAUAUUUAUGCGACGAGUGAUUCGCGCGAAAGGACGCAAAGACAGCGAAUCCAUCCGAAGAAUACGCGAGAAUAAGCCCUUCUAUAAAGUGGAUCAUAUCGUGAGAGAGAGAUACCCGACUUUUGCGGACGCCAUGCGUGAUAUGGACGACGCGCUGAGUCUGUGUUUUCUGUACUCAAACUUUUGCAAAUCGAAAGCACUUCCUCUGGAACUCAUUGAACUCUGCCGUCGACUUACUCUCGAGUUUAUGCAUUAUGUGAUCGAAACCAAGUCUUUGCGCAAAGUUUUCAUUUCGAUUAAAGGCUAUUACUAUGAGGCGGACAUUAAUGGCCAGUCCAUCACUUGGGUUGUUCCGCAUCAGUUCGUCUUUGAUCGCAUAACUGAUGUCGACUUUCAAGUGAUGCGAACUUUCACCGAAUUUUACAUCACUUUUGUUGGUUUUAUUAAUUAUAAACUCUAUUCAAGCCAUUCAUUGGUUUAUCCGCCAAAAAUUGUCGACAAAUUAAUUACUGAUUCCGAUGACAACGAUAUGAACGAGCAAUUGGUGGCAGCGCUUAACAAUCCAUUGACUAGCUUUGCGCACACGGAACAGAUGACAAACAUUGAUGACUUCGAAGACAAUCCGGAAGAGACAACGGGUUCUGAACUGACUUUCCAUCAAUUGCAGAAAUUCCAGAAUCUAUUCAAUGGAUUGAAAUUUUUCCUCAACCGAGAGGUUCCUCGAGAGUCACUCGUGUUUGUGAUCAGAAGUUUUGGCGGAACUGUUUCGUGGAGUAAAUCGCUUCAUAUCGGCGCCACGUUUGACGAAAACGACGAGACAAUCACUCAUCAGAUCGUCGAUAGAGAGGACAUUACAUCCAAAUAUAUGAACCGAUUCUAUAUUCAGCCGCAAUGGGUGUACGACUGCGUCAACGCACGACUCUUACUGCCCGUUCAGAAGUACUUCAUUGGAGCCAAACUUCCGCCUCAUUUGUCACCGUUUGUAACGGAAGCUGAAGGCGAUUACGUUCCGCCCGAACGGCUGGCCCUCAAAAAUAUGCGGGCAAUGGAUAUCGACGACGAGGAGGCGGAGGAAGAGAGACAGAAAGAGAGUGAUGACGAACCCAUUGAAGACAAACACAAACAUAAGCGACAAAAGGUUGAGAAACCGGUGCCGGGGAUGAAGAAAGAGAUGGCUGUCAGAGCGGGUGUUGUGAACCGAACCGACAAACAGAGGACUGAGAAACAGCAGGAAAGCGAAGAGAAGAGGUUAGCAGUGAUGAUGAUUCCCAAGAAGAAGAAACGAUUGUAUUCGAAGAUAAUGUACGGAAAGAAGAGGAAAGCCAGAGAAGCCGAGAAAAUGACGGCUAAGAGGCAACAGUUUGACCGACAAAACCGCGGCAAAUAA